AGCGGCGUUCUGCUGAUGUCUCUGCUGCUCACGUGUUUCCUGGUUGUCCUGACAGUGAAUCGUCUCAAUGACGAGAAACCAAACAUUGAAAUACAGUAAAUAUGAGAAUCAAUUCAACCAUUGAAGGAUAAGAACAAUAUUCAGACUUCCAAACACAGUGAAGUCGUCCCAGUUCAGGUUCAAACCCUGAGAAGUUUCCAGAACCUGCUGCUGGUUACCAGACGGCGGUCCACGCCCACUGAGGGGCCCUCACCCCCCCAUCCGGUCCUGAUGAGUGUUUACCGGAAUGGAGAUUAUGCAAACUCCCGUCACAAUGGGGGCUGUGACCGCUGUGACCGCUGCACGCGGGGACCGACUUUGACUGUCAAAUGACUGUCUCAUUAUGGUCUGUUUCUUCAGCUCCGUCUCCAUUCGGCUGACGAGGCGCCGCUGAAACUCCACGUCUGCUGCUGCGUGGGACAGCAUCCAAACGUGUCCUGCAGGAAGAUGCUGCUCUUCAGGCUCCUCCUCCUUCUGUCUCUGACCUUCUGCCAGGCUGCAGCAAAAGCAAACUCCACCCAAGUUUACUACACAAAAAUGACCAUCGACAGAAACGCGCUGGACCUCAUCAUAAAUGAACUAGCGGCGUUUGAGUGUAACGAUGGGAACAAGCUCAUCACCCAAGUCCACAUGACCACAAGCUGCACCAAAGGAGAGAAGAACCAGGUCUGUGUCUGCAGUGAAGGCAACAAAUGGAGCAACCAGGUCAUUCAGAACUACAAGGACAGUUGUAACGAGACUGUGUGCACGCUGCCCAAUGACUCCACCCACACCUGCAUGUCCAACAGAACAGUGAAAGUCGCCGGAUCGAUCACUUUAUCUGAUGAAUCGUCAAAGCAUUUUAAGGAUUGUCUGCAGCCGAACACCACGUCUCUAUACAUCGAAUGCAAAAAGAAAGUGGAGUCCGCUUUAAAGACGAUCUACAGCACUCUGAAUGGCCUGGACACUUUCACCAUCGUAGAGUUCAGGGCUGGAAGUAUCAUCGUAGACUUUGAAAUGACCGUCGUCAACAGCAUCACGGCACAGGAACUGUUGGAUAGAUCCAACAACCUGAACAUUUCAAGCUCCAUGGCUCUGGAGACCACAGGGAUGGUCACCGUCACCGUGCCAGACCGUAUGGUGCCUUACCAGGACAAUGACAAGGUCAUCUGCAAGACAGUUGAGGAUUUUAACCAGGAUGUGACGUGGACGCUGAGAAGAGAUGGUUUGAGCUUCAGCAUCUUUGACGGAACAGUCUCAAAACUUACAAAAGAGUCCUCAACGGAAUUCCACGUCAAGCUGGAUAAAGUCGACAAACAUUGGACAGGAGAAUACGACUGCAGCUUCAUUGAGAAAAAACCCAACAUCACCCUGACGCACAGAGCCAAGGCCACCAUAGACAUCUGCCUGAAGCCAGACAUCAUCAACUCUGUGGAACCGGCUUUCCCUCUCUGCACAAGCGACACACAACUUCUGUUUGUGACGGUCAAAUGCCAAAUCAUGAAAAGCAUCGAGAAAUAUAAUGUGACAUGGCCGGUGGAUUACUCAAUAAACCCACUGUCUAACGAUUCGAACACGCUGACGUACUCAGCCCGAAAACUAAUAGACUGUUCCAACCCCACGGUUCCUACAGGCUCUUGUAACUUUACAAACAGAUGUAACCAAACCCAAGAAAGUACAUUCGACAUUAAUGUCAUUAGAAACGGUGAGAAGUAUUGCAAGCAGGAGAAUGAAUGGCAAAACACCAAGGAAGGUUUCACAGCUGUGCUGAACUGCAAAGGCAUGGCUGGAGUAAGAAAACGAGGCUGCAGCCUUGGGGGAACGUGGGGGAAAGAGGUCUCUGAAUGCCUGGUCUUAUCUCUGCAGAAUGUGCUGGAAAAAGCCCUGAUCUCUGACAGUGGACUUGGCAAUCUGGAAAACAAUACAGCAGAAGUCCUGCAGAAAUUCAGUAACCUCACCAAGAUGGAGGACCUGAACACUCAAGCCAACAUAAACGCCUCCGUGUCCGUUUAUGGCGUGUUGAACGAAAAGAUAUCCGUCAUACAAAACGUGACGACCGUCGAGAACUUCCUGGACUCUUCCAGUAACCUGCUAAACAAAAGUCUGGAGAGUUCCUGGCGCAGUAGUUUGCCUCCUUAUACUCAGGGGGGAAAUGGUUCCAUUGUGGCUGAAAACUAUUUGUUGUCAGUUGAGAAAUUGAUACAGAAAUCGAACAUAAGGACGGACAGUGAGAAGGAAAACCUCAUUGUGAAGAAUUGCACUGAUGGAAAAUGUGUCGACCUCUUCAACAUCAGUGUCAGUCUCACUGCUUCAGUCAGUGGAGACAUUAAAACCGUCGCAUACAAGUAUCUGCAGAAUUACCUGCCAAACAACGAUAGCGAGCGGACCAUCAACAGUCUGGUUGUGUCCACAGCUGCUAAUGUCACCGGGGAAAUGAGCAUUGUCAUUGAUUUCCAGUUGCAAAGCCCAAGGCCGCGGGAUGUUGAGUUGAUUUGUGUGUUCUGGGACAGCAACACACAUGCAUGGUCAGACGAGGGAUGCUCAUGGGAAGGUCCUUUCUCAGAGGGGCGAUGCGUCUGCACGCACCUGUCCUCGUUUGCCAUCCUCAUGUCCAAAACUCCCCUGAGGGUCCCAGCUUUGAGCCUUUUGACCACGGUCGGCCUGUCCAUAUCCAUCGCAUCCCUCAUCAUCAUUCUUGCCAUAGAGAUGACCGUCUGGAAACAGGUGGUCAAGACCAACACUCUGUAUCUACGCCACACGGCCCAGGUCAACAUCUCUGUGUGCUUGCUGGUGGCAGACAUCUGCUUCCUGGCCUCCUCUAAGCCUGAUGGGAAGGAAAGCCAUGGACAGACCACCGUCUGGUGCAGGAUCUUCGCAGUGAUGAUGCACUUCUGCUAUCUGGCCAUGUUCUUCUGGAUGUUGGCUCUAAGCACCACCCUCCUUCAUCAAGCUGUGUUCUUGUUCCAUAAGGUCAGCAAGAAAACCUACCUGCGCUUCUCCAUCUUCCUGGGCUACAUUUGCCCUCUGCUCAUCGUCUUCAUCACCUUUCUUGCCAACAACGCUGGAGCUGAGGGCUCAUACUUCUCAGAAGACACCUGCUGGCUGGUCUACGCCGGGCUUUUGAAGGGCUCCAUAUUCACAUUCAUCCUUCCCGUGGGCAUCAUUGUCUUCUUUAACAUAUUUUCCAUGCUGGUGGUCAUCAUGAAGCUUCUGGAGCAUCACAAAAACGAUGACACUCAAACCGAUAAGGAAAAAGCUGCAGCCAAAACCGUCAUAAGAUCCGUGGUUCUCCUGACUCCCAUCUUUGGCGUGACCUGGGGUUUCGGGCUGGCGAUGAUGAUCCUCGACCUCACCUCUGGACCUGUUGCUUAUGCCAUCAAUUACAUCUUCAUCAUUCUUAACGCCUUCCAGGGUUUCUACAUCCUGCUGACGACAUGCCUGCGCGACAAAAUGACUCGUGAAGCUCUACUAUCUCGUUUCAAGAAAAAGAAUGUGACGACCAUGAGUACAAGUACCGUCAAGACCGAGACAUCGUGGAAGAAGUGAAGUUACGGAAGUACUCGGCAUCUCUUCAGAGGACAAACUUUCUUUCAUACAUAGUCAAUAUAACUUACAGUUCAGACCUGAGUCCCCCUGAACCAUGUCCUUCUAAAAGCUAAACGUGUGGAGCCUGAUUCACCAUGGAACGUGCUGUAAUCAUCUGAAGAGUCAAGCUGAGACAGAAAUGCUCAAAGAACCACCCAGUGACGUUUUCAUGGUCUGGAACGAUUGACUUGGUGACGGUUUCCCUGUCAAAACAUUUCCAAACGGGUCUUUUGGUACAGCACAAGACGCGGUCUGAGUCAUGAAACUGUAUGACAACGUACGUAGAAUUAGAUUAGCAGAAGUCUUGGUUUCAACAUCAUGAGACCUCACAGGGAAACAAUCUCACAAGAGAAUCUGGCCUCAGAGAAAACAUAUGGCGCUCAAAAAUUAAUAGCUGGAAGUCCCUCCCCCUACCAGAUCGGCCAAAAAAAAACCUUAAUUUGCACCCAAAAUCAUUGGCCAGAAGUCCUCGACCGGAAGCCCCAUUUUCAGCUUUCAACCUUUUUUCCCUUCGACACACCGUAACUGCUCAUCUGACCAGCUGAUUGACAGAGAAAAAACAGCAUUUCUCAGCCUUUUUCUCCGGAGGAAAACGGUGUAGUGACAUAAAUCUGAACACGUGUUAAUGUUGACUUCAGAGAAAUAAAACGAUGAACGUUCUCUGUCCAUUUGAAGCUCAUCUUCACACUAAACUGUUAGUCAGUUACAGUUUAUUCACAUUUAAAAGCUCAAAAGCUGAAAGUUCUGAAAAGUUUUUAAAAUAUCAUUUUUGAAAGAUUUCCUAAAGUUUAGGAAAUUUCCGCUUCCAGCUAGAGAUUGUUUCUGCCGCCAUCUUGCAUGUGACCAGAGGGCCCUCAGUUUUAACUCUUCAGGAAGUCUUUCAGGCUCUGCAAACUCCUGCUGGGAUUCAAACCGGGAACUCUGUCUGUUAUUUCUGUUUAUGAACCCUAAAACUGACACGCACUCUUUGAACUACCCUCAAUCCUGUGUCCAACAAGCUCUGAGGUGGAGACAAGGGUUUCUCCACCUCAGAAUCCGCUGGUUUCCAUUGAUUGCAUCCACACUCCACUUCUGUAGGCUGCAUUUCCACGCGAGGCUGCUUUCUGUAGAACCCAUUGACAUAACAUCGAUUGCAUGAAGAGUUGAAGAGCACACAGUAACUGAAAGAACAUCACCACUGGAGCUCGAGCUCUGGUUAACCCUCAUGCUCUCUUUGGGGUCCAGAUGACCCCACUUUUAAUGUAAACAUGCCUAAGAAAGCACAAGGGUCAAAGUUAGCAUGCUAAGUCAGGAGGUCAGGCACUACUUUCAAAUCGGACAUCGUCCUUUAGAAGGUUGAGAAACUUCCAAAGAACAUCUACUGUUCUGUUUCCUCAGGAUAACAGAUUGUGAAACGAGAACUUCCGAUUACGAGCCGUCCAUUCCAUCUUCUUUCCUGAGCAGAUGUCUGGAUUCAGGUGGUGAUGACAGAUGGCAGAGGCGUCGGGAGCGUCCCGCUCUGUGAGGCGUGGCCACGCCCUCUGCGCUCAGCCUGAUUCUCAGCAGCAGGUUUCCCGCUUUUUUCCACAGUCUGGAGGGAAAACAUCCAUUUCUCCUUUUGGCCCAGUCGGACGUCGGUCUUGUUGCUACCAAGUCUUGUCUCUGAUUGGUUAGUUUUAUUCUCCAAUCAAAAAAACAAAAAGGGAUUUCUGGGUAAACUUUACGUUGUUCAAGCAAGAAUUUGAUGAACAUUUGAGAACUUCAAAGCUCAGUUCUACUGUUCAGUAAAUAUAGAAACCUUUCUCUUUGAGGUAGGCUGUUACUUCUAUUUCUUUUUUUUGUGGGGUGGGGGCUACACAAUCCCAGUCAUUAAAACUGACGUGUACAUACAUGUUCAUCAUCUCUUUAACCUGUGAAUGUCCGGUUUCUAUUGAAGACAGUCGACAUUGCAGGAACCUCAAACACUAAGACAAAAAGCUUUAUCUUGUUCUUCCUUUAAUUUCAUUUUCUUUUUUGUGAUGUCACAACAACAAGCCAUAAAUAAAGUGAGUGUAACGCU
Molecule: messenger RNA, 5641 nt
Organism: Oryzias melastigma (Indian medaka)
Lineage: Eukaryota; Metazoa; Chordata; Actinopteri; Beloniformes; Adrianichthyidae
Gene: adgrf3a
Product: adhesion G protein-coupled receptor F3a
Exons: 18
Coding region: 487-3564 (1025 amino acids)
Biological process (GO): cell surface receptor signaling pathway; G protein-coupled receptor signaling pathway
Cellular component (GO): membrane
Molecular function (GO): G protein-coupled receptor activity
Source: RefSeq, a predicted model, not a curated record